Molecule: messenger RNA, 744 nt
Organism: Bipolaris zeicola 26-R-13
Lineage: Eukaryota; Fungi; Ascomycota; Dothideomycetes; Pleosporales; Pleosporaceae
Exons: 1
Coding region: 1-744 (247 amino acids)
Cellular component (GO): cytoplasm
Source: RefSeq, a predicted model, not a curated record
AUGUCCUCGCCCCUCCUUGUCGGCAUAUCGGGCCCCUCAUCUUCCGGCAAGACAACGCUGUCCCGCCUACUGCGCGAUGUAUUCCCUCCCUCUAAACUCUUCAUCCUGCAUCUCGAUGACUUUUACCUGACGGAUGCUGAAAUCCCCGUCAAGAAUGGAAUCCAAGAUUGGGACUGCAUCGAGUCACUCAAUCUACCUGCGCUCAAGCAAGCCCUGAACCACAUCAAAGACCAGGGCAAGAGUCCAGACUGGCUAGUCAGCCAAGAAGAUCAGAACAGCGUUGGUGAGCAUGGCGUGCCUGAAUCCGAGAUCCAGGCAUUGCGCGAGCGAGUUGUCGGUUUACUUGAGGGCAAGCCAGAGUGGAGCGAAAAGCGGAUAUGCAUUGUGGAUGGCUUCCUACUCUUUUCCCAAGACAUGAAAGACAUACGCUCCACGUUUGACGUCCGUCUUUUUCUCCGCACCAGCUACGAGACUGCAAAGCGAAGGCGCGAGGCCAGGAGUGGAUACGUGACGCUCGAAGGCUUCUGGCAAGACCCUCCAGGCUAUGUCGACAAGAUUGUGUGGCCCAACUAUGUUCACGACCACAGUUUCUUGUUUGAAAACGGCGAUGUUAACGGCCAGCUAGACAGAAAAGUCUGCGCAGAGACUGACAUUCAUGGCAUGCCCAAGGAAGCUGAGGAGAACAUGGCCAAAUGCCUGAGCUGGGCUGUGGGGGUCUUGGAGGAUGUAAUCAAGAAAUCUUAA